CGGGGUGCCAAGGCCAGCUCUCUUUGGCCCCUGCUCCACAGCCCCUGCUGGGCACUGGGCUGCUUCUCCCAGUUCCUCUUGCCUUCUCCCACUAAAGGCAAAUCCACUGCCUCCCUGGGGCCCAGGAGAGUUGGCGUGAUCCACCCUAGGCGCCGCUACUCCCUGAGUGACGUCAUGAGCACGGCCAGGUCUUUAUCAGUUCUGCCAGAUAAAAAGCCAACCGCACUGGGUCUGGAGAGACAGAAAGGUGCUGUGCAGCAGAUACCUUGGGGUCUCAAAGAAGCAGUGGCCACCAGCAUGGGUGCAGGCCGCGACGGGUCCUACUUCCCCGGCAAUCACUGGCUCGCCUUCUCCGUGUACCUCCUCACCUUCCUGGUGGGGCUCCCCCUCAACCUGCUGUCCCUGGUGGUCUUCGUGGGCAAGCUGCGGCGCCGCCCGGUGGCCGUGGACAUGCUCCUGCUCAACCUGACCGCCUCGGACCUGCUCCUGCUGCUGUUCCUGCCCUUCCGCAUGGUGGAGGCAGCCAGUGGCAUGCACUGGCCCCUGCCCUUCAUCCUCUGCCCGCUCUCAGGAUUCAUCUUCUUCACCACCGUCUAUCUCACCGCCCUCUCCCUGGCAGCCGUGAGCAUUGAGCGCUUCCUGAGCGUGGCCUACCCGCUGUGGUACAAGACCCGGCCGAGGCUGGGACAAGCGGGUGUGGUGAGUGUGGCCUGCUGGCUGCUGGCCUCUGCUCACUGCAGCGUGGUCUAUGUCAUGGAAUUCUCGGGGGACUCCUCUCACAGGCGGGGUACCAUUGGGACUUGCUACCUGGAGUUCCGGGAGGACCAGCUGGCCAUUCUGCUGCCUGUGAGGUUGGAGAUGGUUGUGGUCCUCUUUUUGGUCCCUCUGCUCAUCACCAGCUACUGCUACAGCCGCCUGGUGUGGAUCCUCGGCAGGGCAGGCAGCCGCCGACGGCAGAGGAGGGUGGCGGGGCUGGUGGCAGCCACGCUGCUCAACUUCCUCGUCUGCUUUGGGCCUUUCCACAUGUCCCAUGUCGUGGGCUUUGUCCAGGGUGAAAGCCCGGCGUGGAGGAUCUAUGUGAUGCUUCUCAGCACCCUGAACUCCUGUGUCGACCCCUUUGUCUACUACUUCUCCUCGUCCGCGUUCCAAGCCGACUUUCAUGAGCUGCUGAGGAGGCUGCGUGGGCUCUGUGGUCCAAGGUGGCAGGAGGGCAGUGUGGAGCUGAAGGAGCAGAAAGGAGGAAAGGAGCAGGGAGAGGACUGUCUAGCUGAAAGAAAGGGCAGUGAACACUCACAAGGCUCUGGUGCUGGCGGCCAGGUGGACUGUGCUGAAAGCUAGGUCCUCUGGGGCAGGAGGGUGUAGCUGGCGAGUCAUCUUCAGAGUAUUUCCUCACCCACACCAGGCGGGACUUGGAGUGGCCAACUGGGAAUCAAUGGGGCUUGGAGGUAGAGCAGGCACCUAAGGGUGUGCGCCCUAAAUCUGAGCUCUUGCUCUCACCUCCAUCCCCAUCCAUCCACGCUCUAUGGAUUGGGCUCUGGGAAGGGGUCAGGGUGAGCGGCUGCUCGGGAGAACAUUGAGGUCCUCAUAGCAGCAGGCGACUCCUGUGCUUUUCUGAUGGGGGCACAGGAGCUAAGAGCAGUGCCCGGGGUCUGAGGGGGCAGACCAGUGAGUGGCAGGGCUGGGAGAGGGGAGAAACCCAUCCUCAGGGCUGCUCCCAGCUGGCGAGUCAGGAGCGUGGGAGACAGGGCUCCAGGGAUGAGGCUGCAUUCUGCCCCCACAGCGCCUUUUCCAGAAAAGGCCAUUCCCAUUGCUCAAUACAUUUGGGUCAGAGAACAAUGACAAAUUUGGAUCAUGAACAAUGACAGAAGAAAAAUUACCCAAAUAAAUGAGGAAGCAAGC
Molecule: messenger RNA, 1899 nt
Organism: Cebus imitator (Panamanian white-faced capuchin)
Lineage: Eukaryota; Metazoa; Chordata; Mammalia; Primates; Cebidae
Product: free fatty acid receptor 3
Exons: 3
Coding region: 175-1338 (387 amino acids)
Biological process (GO): cellular response to fatty acid; G protein-coupled receptor signaling pathway
Cellular component (GO): plasma membrane
Molecular function (GO): G protein-coupled receptor activity
Source: RefSeq, a predicted model, not a curated record